AUGGGUAACCAGCCCUCAAAAGAGAAAGACGGCAAGAGCAGAGACGGAUCGCAGACUCCUACGGGGCCCAGCCUCGACUCAUACCCGUCAUUCAGCAAGUCAGAUACGAAAGAAUCAGCCCGCUCCUUCCGAAAUGCCCUCCGUACCAAGAUACCCGGCAAAUCAUCCUCCGACAGCCCGCGCGCUUCAACUACGAACCUGGCCGGAGACCAGUCGACUACGAGCCUCGAUAAGACCGAUUCGCAGUCUGUCAGGUCCGCAACUAGCGGAAAGUCCGACAAGCGACAUUCAAGGAACUUGUCCAACUCAGAGACACCGCGACGGGGCAGCUUGGCAGACGAAGAUGAGCCACAGCCACCGCCGUCUCCGACCAUGUCGGCGACAAUAGGCGGAGCACAUUCGAUCGAAGAGGCGCAGCGAAGUGGUGAGGUCGAUGCUGUGUCGGAUGCACCGCCGCAAGGCAACAUCCACCAGUCGCACAACAAAGAGCCAACCGAGUCCAUCUUGAUGAAGAAAAGCGCACCAACACAAGGUGCAGCUGCGGCUCUGGCCAUUGCAGAGUCAGAUACUCGCUCGGGGUCUACUCCUGGCAACAUGGACAUUGGUGCCUUGAAACCAGCAGAUCUUGAUGAUAUGAUCAAGAGGCUUGUGGACGCGGGCUACGCCGGCAAGGUGACCAAAACGGUAUGCCUCAAGAAUGCCGAGAUCACGGCUAUCUGCAAUGCUGCAAGAGAGCUGUUUCUCUCCCAGCCAGCACUAUUGGAACUCUCACCACCAGUGAAGAUUGUCGGUGAUGUACACGGGCAGUAUACUGACCUCAUUCGAAUGUUCGAGAUGUGCGGGUUCCCACCAAACAGCAACUUCUUGUUCCUUGGCGACUACGUCGAUCGUGGCAAACAGAGUCUGGAGACAAUUCUUCUGCUGCUGUGCUACAAACUUCGCUUCCCGGAAAAUUUCUUCCUGCUACGAGGUAAUCACGAAUGCGCCAAUGUCACUCGCGUGUAUGGAUUCUACGACGAGUGCAAGCGCAGGUGCAAUGUCAAGGUGUGGAAGACCUUUGUCGACUGCUUCAACACCUUACCAAUUGCUGCGAUCGUUGCAGGCAAAAUCUUCUGCGUUCAUGGUGGCCUUUCGCCAUCACUUUCACACAUGGAUGAUAUCAGGAAUAUUGCCAGACCGACAGACGUUCCGGAUUAUGGAUUGCUGAACGAUCUUCUAUGGUCAGAUCCUGCUGAUAUGGAAGCAGAUUGGGAGGCGAAUGAAAGAGGCGUGAGUUAUUGCUUCGGAAAGAAGGUCAUUAUGGAGUUUUUGCAGAAGCAUGACUUUGAUCUGGUGUGUCGAGCGCACAUGGUGGUUGAGGACGGCUACGAGUUCUUCAAUGAGCGGAUCUUGGUCACUGUCUUCUCUGCACCCAACUAUUGCGGCGAAUUCGACAACUGGGGCGCUGUCAUGAGCGUCUCGGGUGAGCUUCUGUGCUCCUUUGAGCUUCUGAAGCCUCUUGAUUCCAGUGCGCUGAAGAGCCAUAUCAAGAAGGGGAGGAACAAGCGACAGAACAUGCUGAAUAGUCCCCCCGCAAGUCAAUUCCCUCAGAGUUACUAG
Molecule: messenger RNA, 1599 nt
Organism: Fulvia fulva
Lineage: Eukaryota; Fungi; Ascomycota; Dothideomycetes; Mycosphaerellales; Mycosphaerellaceae
Product: Serine/threonine-protein phosphatase PP-Z
Exons: 3
Coding region: 1-1599 (532 amino acids)
Cellular component (GO): nucleus; cytoplasm
Molecular function (GO): protein serine/threonine phosphatase activity
Source: RefSeq, a predicted model, not a curated record